Lipotes vexillifer (Yangtze River dolphin) is the source of this 1515-nucleotide messenger RNA. It is a transcript of the gene SEPSECS, whose product is annotated as Sep (O-phosphoserine) tRNA:Sec (selenocysteine) tRNA synthase. The record is from RefSeq and is a predicted model, not a curated record. Gene Ontology annotation, molecular function: tRNA binding; O-phosphoseryl-tRNA(Sec) selenium transferase activity. NCBI's taxonomy places the organism in Eukaryota, Metazoa, Chordata, Mammalia, Artiodactyla, Lipotidae. The coding region runs from base 1 to 1515 and encodes 504 amino acids. The transcript has 11 exons. Gene Ontology annotation, biological process: conversion of seryl-tRNAsec to selenocys-tRNAsec; selenocysteine incorporation.
AUGAACCGCGAGAGCUUCGCGGCGGGCGAGCGGCUGGUGUCGCCGGCUUACGUGCGGCAGGGCUGUGAGGCCCGCCGCUCGCACGAGCACCUUAUCCGGCUGCUUCUGGAGAAGGGCAAGUGUCCAGAGGAUGGUUGGGAUGAAAGUACACUUGAACUCUUUUUACAUGAACUUGCAAUCAUGGAUAGCAACAAUUUCCUGGGCAAUUGUGGUGUGGGAGAAAGGGAAGGGAGAGUGGCAUCUGCAUUAGUUGCUCGGCGACAUUACAGGUUCAUUCAUGGAAUUGGACGAUCGGGUGAUAUUUCUGCUGUGCAACCCAAAGCUGCAGGUUCUAGCCUUUUGAACAAAAUUACCAAUUCUUUGGUCCUGGACAUCAUAAAGUUGGCUGGUGUCCAUACAGUGACCAACUGCUUCGUAGUUCCGAUGGCAACUGGUAUGAGUCUAACCCUAUGUUUCUUAACAUUACGACACAAAAGACCAAAAGCAAAGUACAUUAUAUGGCCACGAAUAGACCAGAAGUCCUGCUUUAAAUCCAUGAUCACUGCAGGUUUUGAGCCCGUGGUGAUAGAGAACGUUUUAGAAGGUGACGAGCUGCGCACAGACCUGAAAGCAGUGGAGGCUAAAGUCCAGGAACUUGGGCCUGAUUACAUUCUUUGUGUUCAUUCUACUACAUCCUGUUUUGCUCCAAGGGUGCCUGAUAGAUUAGAAGAACUGGCUGUGAUUUGUGCUAAUUAUGACAUUCCACAUAUAGUUAACAAUGCUUAUGGAGUGCAGUCUUCAAAGUGCAUGCACCUCAUUCAGCAGGGGGCUCGGGUUGGUAGAAUAGACGCUUUCGUUCAGAGCUUGGACAAAAAUUUUAUGGUUCCGGUAGGUGGCGCUAUAAUUGCUGGCUUUAAUGAUUCCUUCAUUCAGGAAAUAAGCAAGAUGUAUCCAGGAAGAGCUUCAGCUUCACCUUCUUUAGAUGUCCUUAUUACUUUAUUAUCACUUGGAUCGAAUGGCUACAAGAAGCUAUUAAAAGAAAGAAAGGAAAUGUUUUCGUAUUUGUCCAACCAACUAAAGAAGCUGUCAGAAGCCUACAAUGGAAGAGUGUUGCAUACACCUCACAAUCCCAUAUCUUUAGCUAUGACACUUAAAACACUAGAUAAACACUGUGACAAAGCUGCCACUCGGCUUGGCUCCAUGCUUUUUACCAGACAGGUUUCUGGAGCCAGGGUUGUGCCUCUUGGGUCUGUGCAGACUGUGAGUGGCUACACUUUCAGAGGCUUUAUGUCACAUACAAAUAAUUACCCUUGUGCUUAUCUCAAUGCCGCAUCAGCCAUCGGUAUGAAGACACAGGAUGUGGACUUGUUCAUAAAUAGACUUGACAAGUGUUUAAAGGCAGUAAGAAAAGAACAAAAUAAAGAGAGUGAUGUAGCUGGAGUUGACAAUUAUGAUAAAACUGAAGAUGUGGUUAUAGAAGAAAUGGCUUUAAAACCAGAUAAUGUACUUCUUGGCACAUGCCAGGAUUCUUCCUGA